Heterobilharzia americana is the source of this 1644-nucleotide messenger RNA. The record is from the annotation of a GenBank genome assembly. NCBI's taxonomy places the organism in Eukaryota, Metazoa, Platyhelminthes, Trematoda, Strigeidida, Schistosomatidae.
CUCAAGGUCGACUGGAAAUGAAAGCAGCCUAAUUCGUUUUGGGUCAUCGUGUAUUUUUAUGUAGUAGACCUCCUCAAUAUAACAUACGAUGGAUAGUGUGCAGAUAACGUACGAUUACUUAGUACCUUCAUUCAUAUCAACAGUAACUCACCCACUGACCUAUGCCAGGACGUUAAUGUUGUUGGGUUAUGAACCGUUUCCUCCUGUUCGACGAUUUGCUUUGCGCAACAUCUUCCAGCCUGAAUAUAAAGCAUACUACUACCCAAGUGUUUUCGCUUACUGUCAUAAACUUCGUAAAGAGGUUGGUCUGUACGGGAUUUUUACAAUCGGUCUUCCUGCUAGUAUUAUUGGUUCAUUUGUAAAGUCCUAUUCCACUGAUAGAAUUAUGGAGCGUCUAACUCCUAACUUUUUUGAAAAGAAGACAUUUUUCGAGACUGAAGAAGGGAUAAGAAAUUUUCUUGUUAGUACUAGCAAAGUUACUGUCGCCCGUGUAGUUGGUACAGUCCUUAGCUAUCCAUUCCAAGUUGUUAUGAUUCGUCAAAUGUCUCAGUUUAUCAACAAAGCACAAUUAUACGAUUGUAUUGUUGUUGCUUUUCCUAGUCUAUUAAAACAUGAAGGGUUAUUAAGUUUCUUCAGUGGUUUAACACCUAGAUUAAUUGGCGAAGUGAUUACAGUUUGGCUGACUGCCUGUCUCGCAUACUUUUUCAACAAGUAUAUUUUUACAAAUCGCUUCGAUCCCUCUUUGAAGAAGCAUACUCCUUUUGUGACUGGGAACUUGGACGUUUGCUACCAACGCUUAUGGAUCAGGUGAUUUAAUUUGCUUCUGGAGCCACUUUGGAAUAUGUUCCGAGGCCCAUACCUGCAUGGAUCUGAGUCACCACACAUACAUUUGAAUUGGUAGAUGCAAUGGGAUGUGACAUUAUCGUUCACAUACUGUGGGAGUCUGGGGGAAUAUACUGGCAUGGUGGUUUCUGUUAAUCGAACUCUGGCUGCAUAGUAAAUUCCUAACAGCAGCGGUAAGUCUCUGCUUAAAGUUUGAGCUAUAAGAGUCACCUUUGUGCGGGAGACUGAUAAAGACAUCCUUCUUUGAGACAAACUGAAGAUCUAGUUUUGGCGCUGUAAUCAUCUUGUACUGCCUAAUACGUUUUGAUGGAUAGUUAUUUCCCAACAAUAUUUCAUUCAGUGUUCCUCUUUCGUUUUCCGAAGUAUCCUCUGUACAUAUUCGUUGAAUUCUACUGAAUAAGCACCUAACUAACGCUCACUUGUACUGAACCGGAUAAAAGCUAUGAUAGUUCAAAUAUUGCCCUGUCCAUGUAGGUUUUCUGUAGGUAGGUCUUUUUUUUGUAUCCACCCUGCCUCCGACUUAAUAUCCAAGAAUGACACGCUGUCAUCUUCCACGCAUGUCAAGGAUAUGUUGUUCUGUAUUUCGUUCAGUCGGUUUAGAUUGAAGUAGACUGACUUGAGUUUUCGUAAACAACCAGGAUAUCGUCAGCAUACCUUCUAUACCGAUGGGCUUGGUUGGUUAGGUUCGCGACUAAGUUUUCCACGUGACAUAAAUAUGUCAGCUAGAAGGGGACCUAAAGGACUUCCUACGACAACUGAAUCAACCUGACAGAAAUGUUCGCCCUCAAUUGUGAAUUUAAU